GCCCCUUGGGUUUUUACUUCUGAGAAGUUAUGGGAAGUUCUGCAUUUUACUUCUGCUAUCCACUGGUGUUUUACACUAUGAGCCAAUAAUCAGGCAGACACUCUUUUGUUCAGCACACUAAAUACCUGAAGGUUGGAAAAUGUUCCCAGUAAACGACCAAACAACCAGUUGGGAGUUUUGUGACCUGUCAGGACAGAAGCGCAAGUUCCUUCCUCAGGAUGUUCCAGUACAUACUAGAAGUAUGGAUUUGCAGAGGAACAAACUGAAACGGGUCACCGGCAUCUCCAGAUUCCCCUUCCUCGUUCAGCUGAAUCUUUCAAGGAACAAGAUAAUGGAGUUUCCUCAUGAACUGAUCAACCUGCAGAAACUUGAGGAACUCUACUUGAACCAGAACAACAUCAGACACAUCCCAGAGGGAAUCUUUCCAAAUCUCAGGAGGUUGAAGUUCCUCAAACUCAGCACCAAUCGCCUUACCAAGCUUCCUUCAGACAUAAACCAAGGCACCUGUAUCACUUACUUGGAUCUUUCCAAGAAUUGCCUGAAAGACAUCCAACCGCUCGUUGGUCUAACAAAAUUGAAGGAGCUUUUUGUUAAGAAGAACGAACUGACCGAGCUCCCGUCCCAGCUCUUUCACAAUGGUACCUGUGAGCUGACCGUGUGCAAAGCCAUGGGAAACCCACUGAGGUGCCCACCAGAGGAAGUCUGCGCUGGAGGGGUCAUGGACAUCCAGAGCUACUUCCAACAUAUGGAUGAAAACCCUAACACACGCAGUGCCUGGACAGUCAAGACCAUGUUCCUGGGCUGCUCUAUGGCAGGGAAGUCCACACUUUGCCGCAGCCUGAGGGAGGGCAAGCCUGUGGCCAUAGCAGUGGAGGACCGGACUGAAGGAAUAGAAAUCAGUCAACUCUACGCUGAGGGAAUCCGCUUCCUUUUCUGGGACUUUGCUGGGCAGGAAGAGUACUACCUGACUCACCAUGUCUUCAUCACGCCACGAGCCCUUGUCAUCCUCACUGUUGAUUUAGCCAGCUACAGCAUUGUAGACCCACAGUCCUUCAACGACCAACUUUGGUUUUGGAUAAACAACAUACAGUUGCGUGUGCCAGACUCGGUGGUCCUGCUGGUGGGGACACACUGUGACCAGUGCACAGACCAGGAGGAGGUGAUGGAGAAGAAGAAAGACAUUGAGGAGAAGGUGAACAGCAGGUUGGCAAACAGGAGGACAGUUUUAAAACAACAGAAGAGAAAUCUGGAAGAAAACGCAAACCCCUCUCUCUUCACAGACCAGCUUGAUGAGCUGGAUUGCCUUUUGGAAUACAAUUUGAAGGUUCUGGAUCUUAUAACCAUCGACUGCACAAAGAUGGAGGAUAUUGGAAAGCUCAGGAGUCAUGUUUUGACGUGCAUUCAGUCAGAGAGUGUGUUUCUUUGUUCUGGGUGUAUUUUACCAAAAAGUUAUGAAACAGUGUCGCAGGCCAUUCAUACUCUUGUUGCUCUGCAGAAAAUCCCCCAGCAUGGUAUUAUACAACUUGAAGAACUGCGUGAUUUGAUUCUAAACCAUGUUAAAUUGAGCAGUGAGAGCCUCAAGACCAUCCUGCAAUCCCUCCUGCGAUAUCUGCAUCGGAUUGGAGUGAUCAUCUGGUACGAAGACAUCAGUGUGCUCAGCGACAGAGUGUUUAUUCAGCCCUCAUUCCUCAUCUCCAUGUUCAAGACCAUUGUGAGACACGACCUGGUGCAGCAGCUGGAGGGAGUCUCCAGAGACCUUCUCAUGCAGGAAGGUGCUCUGGUUAAAGAGAAGUUCACCUGGGUGGACGACCUGAGGUGCAGAGGCACCCUGCACAACGCAGCCAUGCGCAUCUUGGUCCGCCGAGCGAUAGAGAAACUGAUCAAGGAUGACGACGACUUGGUUGAAGAGGUGGUGGGAACCAAAAGAGAGGAAGGCAUUAUUCUCACCCUGCUGCAGCAUUUUGAGGUCUGCCUCCCCACACUUGUUGGAGGAGGCCUGAACCCACAUGCACCAGUGUUCACCCCUAGUGAGAAACAGUGGAAGUCAGCUAGUGAGGCCAAGAGAGAUCCAAAUGGAGCCUGUCUGUUCCCCAUCUACCUGCAGGAUGAGCUCAUAGUGUGCCAAAAGUGGGGUGAGAACAGACAGGAUGACCUCAGUGUUCAUGUGUACUUCCUACCUGAGAUUCCACACGGCUUCUUUCACAGAGUGAUCGUCAAGACGUGCUCCUUGUACCAGACUCAUUGGGUGGGAAGGGAGCAGUGUCUCCUCUGCUGUGGAAACAGACUGUGUCUGGUGAGACAGAAGAAGAGAGAUGAAGAUCCCUUCAUAGAGAUACGCUGCAGGAGACCUGAGAAAGACGAGGAGUUUCGGCAGUUGUGGGAUCUGAUCUUGGCCGUGAUUUCCAAGCUGUUUGUGCUGUCCAGGCAGUGGCCAGGCCUGACUCAGCAGAUACACACACCCUGUCCAGAGACAGGCUGUCCGCAUUACUUCACCUGGAGGGACUGGCAGGAGCUCAACAACGCUGACUUCUACAACCUGGUGAAGGGGGAGAAAUUGGUGUGUAAAGGAGGACAUACAAGAAGAACAGAACUGCUUUUCCCAAAAGAUAAACACAUGUCUCUUUAAAGGAACAGUUCAUCUUUAAGGAUCAUACAAAAUGUGUUGCGAUAAGAAAUGUCAAGAAAACACAACAUCUCUCUCUCUCUCACUUUAUCAUCAGCAUCGCACAACAAAUUCAACCUAUUAUGUUCCAUUGUCUUCAAGUCCUGUACAAAAUAUCACAAUUGAUUGAUUAUUAUGACAGGCUACCAUUUAGGAUCAGUCACAGUACAUUUUGAGAUAAGAUUAAAGAAGAGAGGGUUUCUGAAAAUGUAGAGAUUUUACUGCAAAAACAUUUUUCCGGCAUGGCCUGAAGGGGGCGAUAGAAACGUAAGAAGUGAAGCUGAAUUUGAAGCUGAUAAUCUGAUUUUUAAGUUUACCCAGUGUAUUAAAUUCACUUGCAGUGUGAAUUAACAGACGAUGUGAGAUUAACAAAUACAAAAUAUGUCAAUGAAGCAUUUCUUGGAUUAAUUUCUGGGGUUAUGAAGGGAAAGAUGAGGAUAAAACAGAUAAAGGCACAAAGGCAUCUGGGAUGCAAUACAAAAACAAAGCAGAAAAGGGAAGAUAAGAAUAAGAAAGAAUAGUUAAUGUAAAGUUUAGGAGCUUAACAUAAAGACAGAAGGAAGAAUGAUUUGUGUGUUUUUGUCUUUUCCUGCUACACUGUCAUGUCAUCGCUUCUCAAACUUCCUCUAUGGCAGUAAAACAUGAGGUUGUUUUUCUGUGUACAGUGUCGCCCUCUGCUGGAUUCUUACUGUCAUUACAACUGCUCUAAAUUCUCAUUCAGAAACACAAGUAUUCUGUCUCUAAAGGGAAUGCUAUUAUUUUUUGUAAUAUUUGUUUUAAUUUGACAGCUAUUGUAUCACUAUAGCUGGUUUUCUCUGGGGAUUAUAAAAUGACUGUUUGUACUUAACCUGCAUUUUAAACCGCACCUGUCACCUGCAGACCAGUUAUUCAGUUUUAUUAAAUAAAUAAGAUCAGAUACUAAACUCAUGAUACUGAUUUCUGAUAACCAGUGUUCUGCCACUUGUAUCCUUCUCUGUAUUUCUCAUCUCUUUAUUUUCAUUAUCGCGCUCUGCUCUCUGUGGGAUUGCCUGCUGCCUUCAUGGUCUCCUUGUAAAGUCCAGCUUCUAAUUACUCACACUGAAUGUUUCCCCAUGUUGGAGGAUGGUUUACUUUUUAUGUUGUUGAUGUCUUGUUGAAAAUGAUAUGUUCAAAAUUUGAUCAUACCAUCAAUUAAAAAUAAAUAAAAAGUAAAUAUCA
This is a messenger RNA of Labrus bergylta (ballan wrasse), 3859 nucleotides long. The record is from RefSeq and is a predicted model, not a curated record. NCBI's taxonomy places the organism in Eukaryota, Metazoa, Chordata, Actinopteri, Labriformes, Labridae.